Molecule: messenger RNA, 510 nt
Organism: Dovyalis caffra
Lineage: Eukaryota; Viridiplantae; Streptophyta; Magnoliopsida; Malpighiales; Salicaceae
Source: the annotation of a GenBank genome assembly
AUGAAAAGAGCUCUGUUGAAAAAUUUCUCUCUGUGCACUCGAAAUCUCCUUCUGUCUCCUCCCAAAUUAAACCCUAACCCUAGCCGAUCACUUCCUCAUCUCGCUGUCUCGACUCGUUUUAGACUCAGUAGGUUCUACUCUUCUGAGUCUGACUCUUCCAGUCAAUCAAAAUUUCUCCAAACCCAGAAGUCAAGUGGCUCCAUUGAAGAUGCUGAUAAGCUCAGCACUCAAGAGAUAAAAAACCUGGUAGAGAAGUUCUAUGGAGGCGAAGAAGAGGCACUACCAUUAAUUUUCGACGCUAUUAUGAAGAGGAAGUUGGCAGGGAUACCGGAUGAUGAGCUGAGAAAAGAACUUUAUCUAAAUUCUCCUACAGAUGAUUUCGAGGAGGACGAGUUUGAUUCUGAUAUUGAAGGCGAAUGGAUUGAGAUUGAUGAGGAUGGUGAUAAUUUACUCUCGGUUGAUUCAGCAAAGAAGGCAGGGAGGUUAAUAAUGACGGAACAGUUCAAGUAA